Messenger RNA from Histoplasma mississippiense, 2346 nucleotides. RefSeq lists its product as hypothetical. Lineage: Eukaryota; Fungi; Ascomycota; Eurotiomycetes; Onygenales; Ajellomycetaceae. The record is from RefSeq and is a predicted model, not a curated record. The transcript is spliced from 6 exons. Gene Ontology annotation, molecular function: DNA binding. The coding region runs from base 1 to 2346 and encodes 781 amino acids.
AUGGCGCCUCUCUCUUGUUCGGCCGGGCCUGACAAGCAGAGCAGGAGCAAGACGGAUGUCAGGUCUGCUCUGGAUACCCUCUCCGCGCUGGAUGCCAUCUUUUCAGACAGUGGGUAUGAAAGUGGCUCCGUCGGCGACGAUGAAGACGACGACGACGGCCAGCUCCCCCCCGAACACUACCUGGCCUUAGCAGAGAGCCUUGAUAUCGCUCAGCUUCGACAGAAGCGGUACAGCCCCAGAACCCAGGAAAAACUCGAUGAGACCCGUGGUUACUGGGAGAGGUAUUGUCGGCACAUCAAGGCCAACGCGGAGCGGCAAUGGGAUCGGAUCUCUAAUUCAGAGGAGACGGUUCGCUUCCUGUAUGCAUUCUUUAGCUGGCGGUGUGAUAUCCGUCGUGGCAAGAACAAUCGAUACUGUCCGGGCAUUAAGCGCAAAAGCUCACUGGAGACAUUUUGGAAGUGGUGGCACCUUGUCCUCAAACAGGAAACGGCAUCGGGACUCAGCAAAGAUACAAUUGUCAAGGUGGAGGAUGUUGUUGCACAGGUGGCCACAGAAAAAGAGCUGGCUCUUGUUGGGCGGCCAAAGAAGAACAUGUAUAUUGAAGAUGUUGCUGAGUUCGCUCAAGUCGUUCUCACCACCACUGAGAUGACAUUUGUCUGCGGUUGGCAGCGCAUUCAAAUGCUUCUCUUCUUGCAGCUUGCAGCCAUCACCGCCAGCCGUCCCUCGGCGAUCCUCCAUCUUCGGUAUCGAGAUAGUCGUUAUAAGGCACCGAACGAGUUUAAGAUUCCGGAAAUCAUCUUUGACCCGACCCUGGUUCUCAGCCCGCAUAUCUGCCUGCUGACUAUGCUCUUUCACAUUGGAGGAUUCAAGUCAAUUUCAACAAGUGGACCAGUGUUGGAUUGCGCAGAGAAACUCUACAGCGCCAAAGUGCUGGAUGGCAAGGGACAGCAGCCGCUACUACUAAAGGAUGAAUUACUGGAUAAGUUUGUGUUUUGCCAGACGGAGCCAACAUCCACCGGAUUUAAAAUUUGCUUGGAUCAGAGGAUGACUCCAUCCAUGGUGAGUUCCCGGAUGCGCCGAGCCGGUGAGAUCACGGGCUUUGAGGAGGUCGCCCACCCGUACAACCUCCGAUAUGCUGGAGCUAAGGCAUUUAACAACAGCGAGGAAGUUACGGAGGCUCUUCAGAACGUCAUGCUCCAGCACGCGGAUAUUCGCACCUUCGUCAAGCAUUAUCAGGUGGACGUCGACGUUGACGCGCAGGGAAUAGUUCGGAAAACAGGCUCCCAAACAGCAUUGGUGCAAUUUGCCUGCUCGAUGAGUGCAUCCAUCGACCCCAACCGACCGUAUAAGCUCUCUCCAGAAGAAUCAUGGUCCCUCAAUUACCUUCCAGCUGUCCGUGGCCGUCAGGAUACUGUCCAGAAGCGCAAGCGGGAAUGGGAGGAUCGUGAAGCCGAGUUAGCACGUGCCAACAGGGUAUGCAAGACUUCUCUAGGGCACCUUGACGACAGAGUACUCGCCGAGUCCAACCCUGAGGUGCUGGAGAGACUGGAAGUUUUCCGUGAUCGGACAACAGAAGCAAAGUCGGAGCACAACAAGGCUACCCGUGAGUUGCGCAACGAGAAGCAGCGGCAGCGGAACCGACAGAUCCGUGAGAACCUUGAGCGCUAUAAGAAUGAGCAGCCUGUGAUUGACCUUGAACGACAACUGGCCGGGAAGCUGGUGGAUACCAAAGUCAUGGACACUUUCGAGCACGAGGCCUUCAUGCCUCCCGAGCACUUGAUGUUUGUUGACUGCGUGCUGACCAUGCCGGGCGCUAAUCUUGAAGCGGAAUAUCAGCGGAGGAUCAACACAAUCAACGCAGGAGUUGCAUUCUGUGGCGUGGAGGAAGGGCGGCCCUCGCGCCGGCCCACGCAGACCCGUGGCAGGCCCGCGGUCGAUGAUGACCCUUGUCCUCCGACCAAGCGGCAGAGGUGCUCGGUAAAGGAUAACACUGAGGUCCUCUUGCACCAAGCAAUGGAGUCUGUGCAGGCCAAGUCUACAGCUGAACGGCCUCAGACCUGCUUUCGGCCUCGCGUUUGCUUUCUCUGCGUUGGGAAUCCUAGUUGCGCGCUGGAGGACCGCAUUAUGAAAUACGCAACAGCCGGAUCGCUUACAAGGCACUUUCUACGAAGACAUAUCAACCCUCCAUGGCCGGCCACUGGGGUUGAGUGCAAUGUUUGUGAGGGGAAGGUGCUCCCGGCCAAAUCUGCUCUUCUAAGCCAUGCAGAGGAGGCCCACGGAACUGUUGUGCGGGGUCGCGCUCGGGAGAAGCUGGCGUUGGAAUAUCAACGGAGCCUAGAGAACUAG